This is a messenger RNA of Vicia villosa (hairy vetch), 1776 nucleotides long. RefSeq lists its product as uncharacterized. Gene Ontology annotation, biological process: positive regulation of cytoplasmic translation. The record is from RefSeq and is a predicted model, not a curated record. Gene Ontology annotation, cellular component: cytoplasm. NCBI's taxonomy places the organism in Eukaryota, Viridiplantae, Streptophyta, Magnoliopsida, Fabales, Fabaceae. Gene Ontology annotation, molecular function: translation regulator activity; single-stranded RNA binding; zinc ion binding. The transcript is spliced from 8 exons. Bases 144 to 1301 code for a protein of 385 amino acids.
AUGUUCAUCAACAUCAUCAAUCCCAUUUCAUGUCUUCUUUGUGACCACAUGUUUUUCCUACACUAACUAACUAGCUCAAGCAAGCCUCAAACCACCCAUAACCAUUUCCCAUCUUCAUCUUGAGAAAACUUAGCACAAACUUCAUGAUUCAAAUGUUCCACCCUCCCUUUCGCUUUCUCACAUUCCCAUGCACAAAACCACCUCAAUUAAAUAUUCACCUCCUCCUUUCCCUUCCCGCUCCAACCAUCCUUUGCUCAUCACUCAACGAUGGUUCCUUUUCCAUCCCAAAAUCAACCCAGUUUGGUUAUAGUCCUCCAGAGGAUCUCUUUGGACUUGAGAUGGAAUUCAAACCAAGGAAAGCGAACUCGCAUACAAGAGAACCAAGGUCAUGGUUUGGACCAAAUGGACAAUAUAUCAGAGAGCUACCUUGUCCGAGUUGUCGAGGAAGGGGUUAUACUCCUUGUACAGAAUGUGGAAUUGAAAGAUCUAGAUCAGACUGUCCAAAAUGUAAUGGAAAGGGUUUAUUGACUUGCCACCAGUGCUCUGGAGAUUGUGUUAUAUGGGAAGAAUCUAUCGAUGAACGACCAUGGGAGAGAGCUCAAUCAAUAUCGCCACUCAAAGUGAAGGAAGACGAUGAAGUUGACAAAUUGGACAUAAAGCUAGAUGCAAAGAAAAAAUCCAAACGUGUUUACAAGUCACCGUCUCCUGAAGUUGGAUUGAAGAUUAGCCGUUCUUUAAAAAGUCUCAAUGCCAAAACUGGUCUAUUUAGCAAACGAAUGAAGAUCAUCCACCAGGAUCCAGUUCUCGAGGCUCAAAGAGUGGAUGCUAUUAAGAAAGCCAAGAGAACUGUUUUAGCUAGAAAGCAUGCUUCCAAAACUAUGAAAGCAUUCUUCAGCGAUCCAAUAAACCGUCAGAAAAGGAGCAUCGCCAUGAAAGGAGUGAAAUUCUACUGUCAAAGCUGUGGACGCGAAGGACAUAGGAGACACUACUGUCCGGAACUCAAGGAUGGUUUGAUUGAACGGCGAUUCACUUGCAGGCUAUGCGGCGAGAAAGGCCACAACAGAAGAACGUGCGAUAAGUUAAGGAUAAGCCAUAGUGAUGGGAAAGUUAUAAAACAUCACCGAUGUAAAAUAUGUCGACAAUAUGGCCAUAACAGAAGGACAUGUCCACAAGUUGUUUCGAAUAAAAGAAUAGACAAGGCAUCUCAAAGAGUAUAUAUUUGUCGAUUGUGUCAGGAAGAAGGACACAAUAUUAGGACAUGUCCUAGAAGAAUAGUUGAUACUGAACAUUCUCAAGAGUAAUAAUCCUACUUUUGAGAUACUAAGUGUUUGAACCUAAAUCUCAUUGAGGAAAUUUGAAAAGCUUUGUACAUUUUGCUCCCUCUUGUAAUUGCAACAUGACCUAUAAAGUCCUUGAUGUAAUAUUUUUUACUAUUCUCAUUUUCUAAUAUUACUUAACAUUGUUGAAGUCCACGAAUUUUUUGUUCUUCACAAUUCAUGAAGAUUCCAGUUUAUACAAUUCUUAAUCUUUUGUUUCUGAUUUUGUGGUGGAAGGUAUGGUUUCAGAUUUUUCAGAUCCUUCUUCUUCGAUUGAAGGGCAAAAAUUAUAUUGAUUCUAGAAGCAGAUUUUUCCACGUCAGUGACAGAGGAAAGAGUUGAAUAUUAUAGAUCGGUUUUGUUUUUUUAGUUUGAAGAGGACUUAUCUAGAUAUCAAUUUGGAAUUUCUUUAUGGAAAAUUUCUAAUGUGCAUGUUGAAGCUAUUGGUUCCCUGCAUCUC